AUGAGAUCUUCAGAGAUCUAUCCGGCACCCCCCACGGUGGCCGACCAGGAGCUGUGGGAAGAGAAGGAAGUGUCGACUGAACAGAGCUCUCUCGAAAUCGGAGAGAACAAAGACCUCGCUCUUCAGCAGACACAAGAUGCCUUUGGGAAUGAAGAGUUUGCGGAGGUCAAGUACAAGGUCCUCAAGUGGUGGCAAUGCGGCCUGCUCAUGGUGGCUGAAACAGUCUCCCUGGGGGUGCUGUCCUUGCCUGCUGCCGUUGCCGGCUUGGGUUUAGUCCCCUCGGUGAUUAUCCUGGUCUGCCUGGGUGGCCUGGCCACCUACACGGGCUAUGUGAUCGGCCAGUUCAAGUGGAGGUAUCCGCACGUUUGCAACAUGGCUGAUGCGGGUGAGGUGCUUGCUGGCCGCUUUGGCCGUGAGCUGUUGGGAUUUGCCCAGAUCAUAUUCCUCAUCUUCAUCAUGGCCAGCCACCUGCUAACCUUCACGAUUGCCAUGAAUGCCUUGACUGACCAUGGCACGUGCUCCAUCGUCUUUGGAGUGGUGGGCCUGGUUGUCUCUUUCGCGUGCUCGUUGCCGCGCACUCUGGAAAAGAUGUCCUGGCUCUCGUUAAUUUCUUUCAUUAGCAUCUUGUCAUCUGUGUUCAUCACAAUGAUCGGGGUGGGUAUCUCACACCCUGGGAAGGUAGUUGAAGCAACGGUCAGAACCGACCUAAUCCACGGCUUCACCGCGGUGGCCAAUAUCGUCUUUGCAUUUUCUGGACAUGCUGCAUUCUUUAGCCUUGCAGCGGAAUUGAAAAAUCCAGCCGACUAUCCCAAAGCCUUGAUGCUGUUGCAGAGCGUCGAUAUGACCCUCUAUCUCGUUGCAGCCGUCGUGAUCUACUGCUAUGGGGGAUCCACAGUUACUUCUCCCGCACUGGGUUCCGCCAGCACGGUUGUGUCCAAAGUUGCUUAUGGCAUUGCGCUUCCGACAAUCAUCAUCGCCGGCGUUAUCAACGGACAUGUGUCUGCCAAGUCCGUCUAUGUGCGUAUCUUCCGUGGCACUGACCACAUGCAUAAGCGUACCUGGACUGCCGUGGGCUCUUGGACCGCAAUUGUCCUAACACUGUGGGUGCUCGCCUGGAUCAUUGCGGAAGCGAUUCCAGUGUUCAAUAAAUUGCUGAGCUUGGUUACUGCGCUCUUCGCCAGUUGGUUCACUUUCGGCCUGAGCGCGAUCUUCUGGUUCUACAUGAACUCUGGCCGAUGGUUCUCGUCUCCGAAGAAAUUCGCCCUUUCUGCUGUCAACUUGCUUGCUUUGGCAGUUGGAUGUUGUCUGUGCGGUCUUGGGCUCUAUGUCUCCGGAAAGGCCAUCCACGACGAUCCCCACCAUGCCAGUUUCACCUGCAUGAGUACUGUCUAA
Messenger RNA from Aspergillus luchuensis, 1392 nucleotides. RefSeq names its product neutral amino acid permease. Gene Ontology annotation, biological process: amino acid transmembrane transport. Lineage: Eukaryota; Fungi; Ascomycota; Eurotiomycetes; Eurotiales; Aspergillaceae. The record is from RefSeq and is a predicted model, not a curated record. Gene Ontology annotation, cellular component: vacuolar membrane. Bases 1 to 1392 code for a protein of 463 amino acids. Gene Ontology annotation, molecular function: amino acid transmembrane transporter activity. The transcript is spliced from 8 exons.